AUGGCUCGACCACAAGCAAAUGGGCGUGGAUCGGCCAGGCUCGACAUGAUACCGGGCGACGGUGCAGACGGACUGACAGGAAUGCUUGUUAUCGAAUCCAAGACGUACGAGUUUACCUACAAUGCGACGCAAAGAGUUUCCUUUGCAACUCUCGGACAGCCCACGGUGCAGACCAUUACGGACCUGGUUUCCCAGCUAGGCCGAGAUCAAUAUCGAUUCACGGAGAACGAAGAGGGUUGUAGAUACUGGAUCUACACUUUUAUCUCUGACCUCGAGGGUGCCGACAUUGUUGCCGCCGGUAGCAAAGGUGAAGCCUGGAACUCGCUGUCGAGAUAUUGGUUCCAUCCACCGGGCAGCGGGUCUGACGCGAGAGCGGUUGACGAGGGAACUUUCCUUUAA
Messenger RNA from Histoplasma capsulatum G186AR, 399 nucleotides. RefSeq lists its product as uncharacterized. Bases 1 to 399 code for a protein of 132 amino acids. The record is from RefSeq and is a predicted model, not a curated record. NCBI's taxonomy places the organism in Eukaryota, Fungi, Ascomycota, Eurotiomycetes, Onygenales, Ajellomycetaceae. The transcript has 2 exons.